This is a messenger RNA of Talaromyces proteolyticus, 1776 nucleotides long. Its product is annotated as Alpha/Beta hydrolase protein. NCBI's taxonomy places the organism in Eukaryota, Fungi, Ascomycota, Eurotiomycetes, Eurotiales, Trichocomaceae. The transcript has 3 exons. The coding region runs from base 1 to 1776 and encodes 591 amino acids. The record is from RefSeq and is a predicted model, not a curated record.
AUGACUUUUGAUUCCCACCUACUUCUGUUAUUUUGCGCUUUACUGGGUGUUGUUAAUGCAGCAAAUCCAGUAGUCAAACUACCAUAUGCUUCUUAUAAGGGUGCAGUGAACAAUGAUCUGGGGUACUCACUAGGAUAUGCGUCUUUCGCUCUGAAGAAGACUAACGUUGACAGAAUCAUCUCCUAUCGUGGCAUUCACUAUGCUAGCCCCCCAACUGGUGACCUACGCUGGCAGCCUCCAGUGCCAAUACAGAACACUGAGCAACAGAACUCUGUAAUUGAUGCAGCCAGUUCUGGUCCGACCUGUCCAUUGGCAAUACCCUCGUGGUUCUUGAGCGGGCCUGUCAUUCUCGAAAUCGCUGCUGGUGGAGGAACGGUUGGGUUUCCCGCGCUGCAGGAAUCUGAAGAUUGUCUACUUUUAGAUGUGCUGAUACCAAGUAACCCUCAAUCCGAUAACCUACCCGUCAUCGUUCAGAUCCACGGUGGAGGAUAUACCCUUGGCUUCUCUGAGCUAUAUGCUGGUGACAACUUUGUUUCCGAAUCUAAAGGGUCAGUGAUCUAUGUCGAGAUCCAGUACAGGCUAGGGCCAUUAGGUUUCCUGUCUAGUCAAGAAUUGAGACAGAAUGGCACUGCCAAUGCGGGGAUUUUGGACCAACGGUUAGCAUUAGAAUGGGUACAGAAGUACAUCUCUUAUUUUGGAGGGGAUCCUUCCAAGGUUACUAUCUGGGGUGGUAGCGCAGGAGGAGGGUCUGUUGUCGCUCAGCUGAUGCUAAACGGCGGAGAAGAGAAGCCACCUUUCUGGGCCGCUAUUGCUGGUAACGCUUCCCAUACUAAUGCUUACAUGAACUUGAAGCUGAACAGUCUGGUUCUUUUAGAAUAUCCCUGGAUACAGCCAUAUCACGACGACGAAGCGCUAGAGACUCAAUAUAACGCAUUUCUCAAAGUGGCAAAUUGUUCAUCUCUCCCAUGUCUGCGCGCCCUUUCAUCGAGCGAUAUAACUAACGUGGUUGGCUCUGUAAUGUCUGCUGGUUAUAACCUCGGCGAGUACGGGUUUGGUGACUUUUGGUUCGGUCCAUCUAUCGAUGGAAGAGCUAUCAAGGGUCUGCCAACGGAUGAGAUUGCUGCUGGUCGGUUUAGCCGUGUUCCUCUGUUAACUGACCACGAGGAAUUUGAAGGUGUGCUGUUUACCAACAUGUCCAUCCAUUCCGAAGAUCAAGUCGAACCAGAUCUCCAGGAUGUGUGGCCCGCAGCAAACGCUUCUUUCUUCGAGCGGCUAUUCAAUCUCUACCCUCUAUCUGAUUUCUCGGGAAAUUAUUUUCAAAAGAGUUUCUUUCUAGACAUUUUUGCGCUGAUGCCCACUCUCACUCUUGACGCGCCUUUCUACCAGCGACAGGCAAUCCUAGGAGACGCUUUCAUCGGCUGUCCGACACGUUUACUCGCAAACACAUUCCAGAAAAAUGGAUUGCCAAUUUGGAAGAUGACAUAUAACUACGGAAUUGCCAUACACUCAUCUACACAGCCAUAUCUGCUCAGAGCCUCUAACGAUGUUUUGAAUCCACAGCUUGCAAGAACUAUAAAAGAUUAUUUCCUGUCUUUCGCUCUGGCUAGAGAUCCAAAUGCGAUAUCAACAGUGGCUAAGCCGAUGUGGGUUCAGUACGACACUAACUCGACGGUGUUAGGUAUUGAUUCUGAUGCAAAGCCUACACUAGUUGCAGAUGUAGAUGACUCUGAGAAGUGUGAGUUUUUGUUGAGCCAAGGACAUGUUCUUCGAAAUUGA